GAUGUCGGCUAAUAAUAACAACCUGCUGCGCCUUUAAGAGGAUGACUGAGAAGGAAACCCAAUAUCUCCAGACAUCCAGCUCAAAUCCUCAUCAAUUAACAGUGAGAGCGAGAACUGGACGAUAUCUGAAUCAGUCCCACUGAGGCCAACCACACUUAACCUGUUUUUUUCUGUGUUUUUGUGAGUGCUUUGUUUUGUUUUGUCACACAUAACCCGGAUUAAAUUACGCAUUGCACCUUUAAGAAGCUGUCAUCGGGAUUAGAGUUACCCGUAGUGAGCCAGGUCGCCCUCCGGAGGGGUUUUACGCACCACUGAGGGGUCUCCUUCAUCGACAGCACUCCCUCUGUUCCUUCUCCUCUCCUUCGCUGGUCCUGACACCGCCGGGGAGCCUCCACGCUGUGCGACAUGGCCGAGCCAGGGAAAGGGGUCACCGCCGGGAAACUGGCCAUCAAUGUCCAGAAGAGGCUGACCAGGGCGCAGGAAAAGGUGAUGCAAAAGCUGGGGAAAGCCGAUGAGACCCGGGACACUGCGUUUGAUGAGAUAGUGACAAACUUCAACAAGCAAAUGACUGAAGGCACCAAACUGCAGAAAGACCUUAAAGCUUACCUGAUAGCAGUGAAAGCGAUGCAUGAUGCGUCUCGGCGGCUGCAGGACUGUUUGGCUGACAUGUACGAGCCUGAAUGGUUUGGUAAAGAGGAGAUGGACACACUGGCAGAGGACACAGACACUCUGUGGUUGGACUACCACCAGAACCUCACAGACAAAUCUUUGGUCACCAUGGACACGUACCUGGCUCAGUUUCCUGAUCUAAAGGCUCGUAUAGCAAAGCGCGAUAGGAAGAUGGUGGACUUUGACAGUGCCAGGCAUCACUUUGCCUCUUUACAGAAAGGAAAGAAGAAGGACGAGGCCAAGAUCGCCAAGCCAGCAGCCCUGUUGGAGAUGGCGGCUCCCAGCUGGGCUCAGGGUUUGAUAUCAGCCCACCAGGUGGCUCAGACUAACCUCUCCUACAACCAGGCUGAAGAGGAGCUGGGUCGAGCUCAGAGGAUUUUCGAGGAGCUAAACGUGGAAUUACAAGACGAGCUCCCAGCACUGUUUGACAAUCGUGUUGGCAUCUAUGUUAACACAUUCCAGGGUCUUGCAAGUCAUCAGGAGAAGUUCCACAGGGAGAUGGGCAAGCUCAGCCAAAACCUGAACGACAUCAUGACCAAACUGGAAGAGCAGCGGGAGCUCAAAACAUGUGGUACUGCAGCAGCAAAGACAGGAGAUGAUGCCAAGAGUGAGGAAGUCAACCACAGCGAAUCAGCAAGCUCAGCACCAAAGAGGCCAGGUCCUCCUCCCAGCCGUCCUCCGCCCAGAAUGACACCAUCUCCAGACCAUAGACCGCAGCAUGCCAGCCUGUUAGAGGACGAGAACGAGGACGAGGCACCGGCACCGGCACCGGCACCGGCACCAGCACCAGCACCGGCCACAGCCACAGCCACAGCCACAGCGCCUGACACUAACACAGACUACACCCCCACAACAACACAGCAGAGUGCAGUGACCAAUGGCUCAGGUGGUGACCUCCCUCCAGGAUUUGUCUACAAGGUGAAAGCGAUACAUGACUACGAUGCGACUGAUGGGGACGAGCUUGAGCUGAAGAUGGGAGAUGUUGUGCUUGUUUUGGCCUUUGACAACCCCGAUGAACAGGACGAUGGCUGGCUGUUGGGUGUGAAGGAAUCUUACUGGGUGAAAAGCAAAGAUAUUUUAGUUAAAGGUGUUUUCCCUGAAAACUUUACUCAGAAGGUUUGACGUUCAGGUCAUAAAAGUUCAGACCCUCUCCUGUGCCCUAAACUCAAGCUCUGAACAUCCACACACCAAAAAGGUCUCCGUGCAUGAUUAGAAAUAUGCACUGAACACUUUACUGGCUAUGUUACCCCAUGAUUUAAUGCAGUUUGAAACCGUGCCCCUCAGUAGAAACUCAUUGAAGCUAACAGAAAGCUAUUGCAAGAUGAAUUUUUAACAGAACCCAACACCUUGUGGAAAACAAGAGUCCUGUUUGGUCAAAUUUGACAUCAAAUUAGUUUUUUUCUUUCACUAUUUAUUCCUGCAUUAUUUAUUUGCUGAACUAAAAUGAAACACAAACAAGUGAUAUUGAUAAGAAGUGAAAUAAGUCAUGAUGUACUGUAUGAAUGUCAAACUGCUCUACGUUGUGUAUUGAAUAAUUUUAUGUUUUGAGAACUCUUCGCAGUUCCUUGCAUGAAACUUUUGAUUGUACUGUCAUUUUCUUUGUCACACACCUAACACUGUGACACCAGAGGGGACGCUCUUCACUGUGGCCAUGGUCUGAUCUGUACAGGUGUCCUAGAAUAGAGCCAUGGGGAACUCUCCUGUUGUUGACAGUUGGUUCGCAGGGCAAUGCCUUGCAUUAUCAGUUUCUAUACAUAAAGGAUUAUCAGAGGGAACAUUUUUUAAUUUAUAUCAUGGCCAUUUUGAAGAUGUGUGGCUUCAGUUUCCUGAUGCACAAAUGGGAUUGUAUUGUUUUCCGAUUAUCUUCUCAUUGAUUGAUGAAAUGCAAAACAUAACCCUAAAACCCAGUAGCUGAUUCUUUCUUUGAACUUUACCACUUAAUGUGACUGCUCACCGUUAAUAUGGAGGUUAUACUUUCCUACACAGGGUGUAUGUCAUUUUACUCUUUUUAAAAACUGUAAUAUGAAUUUGAUUGGUUCUCUGUGCACUUGGGGAAGGGACAAUCUGACUGGACAGUUAACCUUGUUCUUCACACCAUAAAACACUGCUGUAAAAACACUGAUUUUAUAUAGUGUUUUUAAAGUAAAUGUGAGACUGUGGCUAAAAGAUUCAGGCCCUCUCUCAGGUUCUACAUGAUGACACGGUUGUCUAAAGUAACUCUAACUACCCUGCAGUAUAUAUGAAAACCCACCAAAAGGUAUUUUUACAUUGUGUGGAAUGAAUAAGUCCAAGUGGUAACUGACGCACCAUCUGUUGGAUUAAAUCAAUCAUUAAAGA
Notolabrus celidotus (New Zealand spotty) is the source of this 3006-nucleotide messenger RNA. RefSeq names its product bridging integrator 1b (gene bin1b). NCBI's taxonomy places the organism in Eukaryota, Metazoa, Chordata, Actinopteri, Labriformes, Labridae. The transcript is spliced from 16 exons. The record is from RefSeq and is a predicted model, not a curated record. Gene Ontology annotation, molecular function: tau protein binding; phospholipid binding. The coding region runs from base 406 to 1791 and encodes 461 amino acids. Gene Ontology annotation, cellular component: plasma membrane; synaptic vesicle; cytoplasm.